Messenger RNA from Aspergillus campestris IBT 28561, 1729 nucleotides. RefSeq names its product putative C2H2 transcription factor. The transcript has 4 exons. The record is from RefSeq and is a predicted model, not a curated record. NCBI's taxonomy places the organism in Eukaryota, Fungi, Ascomycota, Eurotiomycetes, Eurotiales, Aspergillaceae. Gene Ontology annotation, biological process: regulation of transcription by RNA polymerase II. Gene Ontology annotation, molecular function: RNA polymerase II cis-regulatory region sequence-specific DNA binding; DNA-binding transcription factor activity, RNA polymerase II-specific. Bases 145 to 1518 code for a protein of 457 amino acids. Gene Ontology annotation, cellular component: nucleus.
CUGGCUUCUCACCUUUCCUCUGCUCCAUCAGCUGUGGGUCUUUGAGAUUGGAUCAAAAGCAAGCAAAGCAGUUUGAAGUACGACCAUCCAGCUCGAGAAAUAGUAUACACAGACCCUACAUCAUCACUCGGGUUGCCAUCAAUAAUGGAAACCGCAGAACCAGUGUCAUAUGAAUUCCCAGGCCAUCCCAUUGGCGCCAUCGCACCUCGUCGCAUGAUGAACUCUGGGGUUGGCCACAACUUCCCCUUCUACACCAAUCCAACCACUUCCUUUCCACUGUCAUUCCAGCAAUCGUCCUCAGCUACCUAUGGAUUCGGCCAUACGCUCAACAACCACCAUCACCACCAUCAUCCUCCCAACAAUCACCACCAGGGUUAUCAGCACUUCUUCAUAACCGGACAUCAACACCAACUCAAUUCACAACCAGUGCGCCUAUCGUCGGAGCCACCACCCGCUCAGCUCAUCCCCGACAUCCGGCCUGCGAAGAACGCUUUCAACCGGGUGGCCAGAGACCCUUUGGUCAAGAAUGAUCCCGACCUGGCGUUGCAGAAAGCACGGUCACUCCAGUCGUCAGCCCAAAGCAGCGCCCCGCAAGGCAAAGACCCUUCUAGUCUCAACGAAGCCGAGUUCUCAACCGAGGUGGACAACCUCAUGAAAGCAAUCCAGGCCAAAGCAACCGAUCCGCAACCGUCGACCGUACAGUCCCUCCCACCGCUACAACACUUGACUCACGGGGUCGCCAACACAAUAGCCCAAUCAUAUACUAUCCCCCAGCCCCAAGUCCCGAAUCCAUGUACCGCCGUCAUGUUCGAGGAGCCUGCGUCUCGAUCCGGGAAGAAACGCAAAUACACCUGCACCCUUCCGCACUGUGGGAAGAACUUUGCGCAGAAAACACACCUGGAUAUCCACAUGAGGGCCCAUACGGGGGAUAAACCCUUCAUUUGCAACGAGCCGUCCUGUGGGCAGCGUUUCUCGCAGUUGGGGAAUCUCAAGACCCAUCAGCGACGCCAUACAGGAGAAAAGCCCUUCUCUUGUGAUAUCUGCCAGAAGAGAUUCGCCCAGCGCGGCAACGUCCGUGCCCACAAGAUCACCCACCAACACGCCAAGCCAUUUACCUGCCUCUUGGACGAAUGUGGGAAGCAAUUUACCCAGCUUGGGAAUCUGAAGUCACACCAAAACAAAUUUCACGCCACAACCCUACGAGACCUUACCCUCAAGUUCUCUCAGGUAACAGACGGGGACAUGGUAACUCCACAGGACCGAAAGCUGUGGGAGUACUUUGCCACUCUAUAUAAAAACAGCAACAAAGGGAUCAAAGGCCGCGGCAAAGACCGCCGGAUCUCGCCGACUUCAAAGUCAGAAUCGGGGUCAGGAAGCCGAAGACAAUUUCAACAUUUGGACAGGCUCGAUGGAAAGGCACGACGUCCGAGUUACGAGGACUCCUCGGCCUGCACUGGGGUUUCAAGUAGUGACGAAGAUGACAUGGAGCCUUAUUAUUUGGAAAGGCAAGCUCAUUGACGGCUUGCCUUACAUACCCUUUGUUUUUUUUGCUUGUUGUAUUUCUUUGUAUGCUAAUGUUACUACUACGAUACCAUAUUCCUGGCUGGACUGUCUCCGCCAAUUUGACUUGGGCAAUUUCCGGCGUUCCUUCACUCUCCGCGCAUCACUAGAUGCUGAUAAGCAUGGCCGCUGUGUUGAAGAAUUUUCAUAUAGAAUACAGAAUAUGUUG